AGGUGUCGUACCCAAGUACCAAGGACUUUUCGCACGUGACUGCUGAUUAGGAAAUCGUCUGGUUUUUGGACUUCUAACACAGUCUCCGAACCAGGAUAUACUGCCAAGAACACGACUAUUGCCAUCGAUGUUGGAACAGUGGAUAACGGCAUGUAACCGAACUAACGUUGUUUCUACUGUUUCGGCCAAAUCAUUCAAACCUGUCAUUUCCUGUGCAGUGCGACGAUGGCCCUCUGGGUGAAAAGGGGAACUCCACUUGUUUUCUGCAUACUUUUGGCUUUGUUAGCGAAAGGUCUUGCCGCUGACAGAAAGCUAAGCAUCACAUAUAAUGAGCAGUGCGACAUUCCAGAAUGCAUGGGUUCCCACUUGGACAACCAGCCCAACUUGGUGCACGUCACCGGGACAGGAGACAAUGACACGGUCCACUUCCUGUGGAGUUCCAUUGGCACCCCCACAUUCCUCUUGGCAAGAACGACCCACGAGGCUCAACUUGUCGUCAACUGGGCAGCCUUGCUUCAGGACACCACGACAGGCUCCAUCUCAUUCAAACCGGCUGACUCGGUGCUUUACUCGUCAGCUUUGAUGUUUACCAAGUUAAUAGAGUACAAUGACACAGAGGACGACGGCAUGAUGAAAUCAAAAGAUGUCCUGGUGCCGACUGUCCUGAACGGGCUGCAAUGGCAAAACACCACCAUCAAUCAGACAGAGUUUAGUGCCAUGUUCAACACUUCGCUGGGAGAGCUGGGAGAUUAUGGAACCAUAGCCAUGAAAUUGACGGCAUUCAGCGACAGCGGUCGACUGACAUCACUGCCACACCUUCCACACACAGAAAACAGCACUCAGCUAGAUCUGACCAUGCAGAAUUUGACGUCGAAUUAUGUCAACACCCGCUUUGCUCUUGAGAUGAUGGUGGUUGGGAGCAGUAAUGGGUCAGGCGGAGUGGAGCUGAAGCAAGAUACAACCAUUGACGACCAGUACACCCCUGGUACAUUUUCAGUUUUAAAUCUGAAACUGCCAAACUCACCAGAAGGAAGUUAUCUACAGUGGAAGCCAGUUUCCUAUGUCUUGACCGAGCGGACAAUGGAGAAUGCACGCCAUGUGUAUCAGUACAACCUGGACACAAAAAGGGACCAGAUCAAGAUGCCAAAUGCCAGCAUUGCUCAUGCCUUCUUCUCUGCGGCUGAAAUGGUGCAGGUCGGAGCCGUGAAUAUCUCCUUUGGAAUCACCAAAGAUGGUUUUUUUAAGAAAACCAACUACACUUCAUGGUCAGCUUCCUUUGGUUACGGAAAGCCACCUGAAGAGUACAUGACCCUGACUGUCUACAUCGUCAUAUCGGUAGGCCUGGGUCUUCCUCUGAUCAUCGUAGUGUUUGGUGGAACAGGCGUCUGCAUCUCCAAGCACAGGCAAAAGAAGAGGAACAGGUCACUCCUGACCAACUAGGCUGAGAUAGGUUAUGCUUCAGUGAGCCAGAAAGGUAAGGUCGUUCGGGUACAAAGUGCACACAUGAGUUUGUGUAGAGGUGCACUGAUAGGACAGAUUGUCCCACAUGUGCCCCUGGUCCCAAAGAACCUCGGACGCACUUCAAUUUAGUAAGCACCGUCGAUAUAUUGAUAUAUCAAUAUUAUUGAUAUGGGGUUGAUAUCGAUAUCAUCAAUGUUAGUCACAGUAUAUUUGGUAAUAUCGAGAUAUCGAAAAUAUCGGAUUUUGGAUAAAUAUCGAAAAAAUAUCGAAAUUUAGAGAACAUCGAAACUGAAAAAUGUAUGGAAUAUGUCGCUACUGAGGAACGAACUGUGUUAAAAAAUAUGAAAGUGCAUCGUCACAUUACCGUCAUUUUUCGAUAAGCCACUGCUCACAUUGGUUCUCACACUGAGUAAAAAUCGUCCUCGUAGCUUAUACUGUGGGCGGCUUAUACGGCAACAUUUGAAGAAUAAAUUCAGUCACCUAUCUCAGUCUGGCAAUCAAUAAUUCGCAUACACUUUGCCUCGAAAAUAUCACAAAAUUUAUCCUCCAAAAAGAGAAUUAUUUGCCAACCAAGCGUACGUAGAGUAGCACCACGUGCUGAUGAUAUCGCUAUGUACGGCAGCGUGUAUCCCAUCCCAUGUAGGCAACGCACGCAAUACGGACGCUAGAACAUGUCAUCAAAGUGAAUUGGAUCACACCAUUACUGUAUAGGGGGCCGUUGUACCCUUAAAACAAUUUACCAGCAAUUCACGCCUACUAUAAUACCUUGAAAAUUAAAAUGAAUAAAUGAAUAAAAUUCGAUAUAUUGAUAAUAUCGCUAUAAAAAAAAAAAAGAUAAAUCGGUGUUGUCCAAAAUACGAUAUUGGCAGUGCCUACAGUUUAGGCAAGAACUGUUGGAAUACCGAACUGGCUCAUCGGAAUAGGGCAACUCCAUACAGAAGUGGAAAUCAGUCAUACUCUUACUGGCCUUAUUUUUAUAUAUAAACAAAGACCCCUUUUUCAAAAAUGAAUAGGAAAAUAAGAGGUAAUGAUAUUACUUGUUCUGUCCACUUUCAUGUUCUGAAUUUUUUCUGUAAUUAAAAAUGUUAAUGAAGUUGGUAAUCGUGCAACCAAUUUCCACGUUACCUUGGCAUUGGCCAUUGUUUUUAUUUGUUCUGAGAGUACGGCAGAAAUGUAGUGAAAGAAAGGAACUAUUUUGUAUUAAAACUGAACCACAGAACUUUGAAGUACUGUGAAGCACAUGUCAUUAAACUGAGCCCUUUCUUGAGUUACCGACUGAGAUAUGACAGUAGUGACUUGUCCACAAAGAUUUAUUGAAGUGUUGUGUAAAUGGAAUCGAUGCAUUUUUCAUACUUGUGCAAUGGUAAGAAUAAAUUUCAUUCACUCGCAGAUGGAGUGUUGCAUUGAACAUUUCAUGUGUCACUGCGUAAAAAGCUUUUCUUACACUCAUGAAAUUUUGUUAUUGGCGUUAUGUCAGUGGAAAGCAGAAAUGUAAGUUCCAGCUGGGCUGGGCUGCUAUAUACUUGUAUCUUGGUGGUUCCUUCAUCUUUGAGUGACGUCAAGCACGUCCCAUUUCCCUUGACAGUUGACUUUGGAAGAUAGGACCUACUUUCUUGCCUUCCAUGGUCCCCUUUAGUUCAUGGAAGCUUAUUGGUACUCCAUAACCACGCCAUAUGUGCUUACACAUACCUAUGGUGUACAUCCCUAACCCUAAACUUGCAUAAGAAUACAGUGGCAAACUGAAGAUUUCAUCUAGGUAGGGCGCUCAAAAAUUUCCAAAAAGUCCCCUUCUCCAACAGAAAAAAAAAUUUUGGAGGGGGCUGAGAUGUGUUAUGUCCUGGAACACCACCGCAGUAAAACAGCUUUUUGACCAAACGGUGUAAAAUUGCUAACGGCCAAUGCAGCACCUUGUGCCCAAAUUGACAAAGCGAUCCCUAUUCAAUGUCUUCUUCACGGAGUGAAAGAUGUAAAUAACAGUACUUUCCUGGGUUAAAGUUAAAAAUGUUUAACAUACAUGAGAAAACAUAAAAUGCAGUGUGCUGCAAGUGGAAACAAGAAAUAUUUGUGAUACUUGCAUUUAUUAAACACUUUAUCCUACUUAGUGACUCUGCUUACUGUACAACAUUUUAUUCUGCACUACUCAGGCAAGGCCACCUGUUUACAUGUACUUUGUAAGAUAUCAAUGGUUUUCAAUUACCACGCCAUCUCAUUGCAAGGACGAUUACAUUACAGGUUCAUUUCAGAGCUGUUAGGUUCUUAAAUGCCAAGCUUAUAGAGUAGCCUGUGGCGUGAGAUUGGAUAUAAUUUAGCCAAAAUCAAGGCAGUUAAAAUUUAUUUAAUAUAUAUUAAAAAUGGUAGUCAAAUACACCAAGCACAACAUUUAAGUGUGUUAUUUUUGUGAAGAUCAGAUCCACCUGAAAUGAAGAAAAUAUCAGAGAUAAAUUGGAAUUUUACUUUUGCACUUUGUCUUCAGCUUUACACAAGUCACAACUUCACAAAAAGUCACCAAUUGUACUGCCAUUGUUUGUAUACAGAGAGAUCAUUCUUAAUCAUGAUCAUACAAUACAACUAAUCUACUUGCCCUAGUCCCCCCUCUCUGGGGCCUAUCCAGGUUUGGACGGGAUGGGGAGCAAAAUUGAAUUUUUUUUGCAACCGUCCAAUUUUUUCAUCAGUAAAAGAAUCCUCAUUACCCAUCACUACAUCCAACAAGAUGGCAGUGCUAUUUCUCAAUAUUUGUGAUUUCAAUUCCAAAAAAGACAAAAUGGCAACUUGUCCCUUUUUUCUCCCCUGCUUGAUACCCCUCUACCCACCAACCCCUCAUCCGUCUGCCCCUACAGGAACCUGUAUAUCAAAGUUUCGUAUUUACAUUGUCACAUUUAACAAAGGAACGGCUAGUAAGACAAUACAUGUUUACAUGUUAUAUUAUAGUCUAUAUUUGUACAUCUACUUAAAUGUUUACAUCGGAACACGUUUCUUAUUUCUAAUUUACAUGUAGAGGUGUCCACGAAGUGCACAUUUUUUUUUAAGAAAACAAUUUUACAAUAUUUAUUGUCUAGAUUUAAGGACAGUAAUAUGUUACCCGUCACGACAAAAUGAGAGUGAAGUCGCAUCCCGCUCCUUCCUAUAUUGAGGGUUCGAAGUCCGAUUGAAGUUGAGGUCAGUUUAGGGGUUUUGUAAUAUUUGGAAAGAGUAACCCGUCUCCUAUUUUAUUCCAAAUAUUUCGCAGGAUCUCAUAUUUACAAUGUCAUUUUCUCGGCAAUUCGGCGAUAGCAUUAUUUGUGUUUGGAACAAAAACGCUGCUCAUCUUGUGGUGUGACAGGUGACAUAUCUUCAGAAUUCUAACAUCUUUUCUUCAAAUGAAUCAACAGAUGGACCUUCAUAAUGAACCACCAUCAAAGUAUUUUUUUCCAAUUUUCAUGACCAUUGAAGUAACCUCAGAAACAGUUUUGAUUUGACUUACACAUUACCAUGGUCCAGCCAGUCCUGCUGUUUCUAUGCUUAAAUUGAAUUAAGAACAUUUAAUGAACAUAAGGACAUUAAAUGAUAGCAUUGUAAUUUCACUUAUCGCAUGUCGAAUUGGGUGCCUGGUCAAAUAGUUGUCAAACAGGCUAAAGAACGUGCUAUAUCCUAUUACUUCCUGUUUUCACAACUUUCACCUUGGGAUGAUUUUUGGGUUUUGUUUGUAACAUUUAGUUUAAUGAAUCAUUUCAUCAUUUAAUGAAUCAUCGAAGAAAUAUAAUUGUAUGCUAUCAUAACGCAGUGUUUAAUUUAUACUGAUCUGAUAAAUUGAUUUCAUUUAUUGCGUGAAAAAUUUAGGGCUUACUAUAACGGGAGUUUUUACUGUCAUAUGGAAACUUCCACAUUGAAGAAGUUGAAAUAAAAAAGAAGUUGGAACGACGAAGUGAAA
This is a messenger RNA of Acanthaster planci (crown-of-thorns starfish), 5368 nucleotides long. It is a transcript of the gene glmp, whose product is annotated as glycosylated lysosomal membrane protein. Gene Ontology annotation, cellular component: lysosome. The record is from RefSeq and is a predicted model, not a curated record. NCBI's taxonomy places the organism in Eukaryota, Metazoa, Echinodermata, Asteroidea, Valvatida, Acanthasteridae.